AAUAUCUCGUUAACACUCCUUCCGUUCGUUCCCCUCCAUUCCCCUCUUAUCUAAUCGGACUUCAUAUAGCUUACGAUUCGCGAGUACGUCUACGCUUCUAUAUAGUUUGCAGUUCGUGGUGUCGUGACUCGCAUUUCGACGCGUCCUCACGGCGGCCGAUCAUCUGGGAUUGACGUUUUACUCGUAAAGGUGUCAGAUAUUUGUACGAGAAGAUGAGCAUUCUCGCGUACAACGGCGGCGCCGUGAUAGCCAUGAAGGGCAAGAACUGCGUGGCGAUAGCGGCCGAUCGCAGAUUCGGCAUACAGGCGCAGACGAUAACGUGCAACUUCCAGAAGAUCUACGAGAUGGGACCGCAUCUGUACGUCAGUCUACCCGGCCUCGCCACCGACACCCAGACCGUAAUGGAGAGGCUGCGCUUUCGCCUGAAUCUGUACGAGCUCAAGGAGAAUCGGAAGAUUCAUCCCAAAACGUUUACCGCCAUGAUCUCGAAUCUCCUGUACGAGAGGAGAUUCGGGCCGUACUUCGUCGAGCCUAUAGUCGCCGGACUGGACCCGGUCACGUUCGAGCCGUUCAUCUGCAAUAUGGAUCUGAUAGGCUCCAGAAACAUGGCCGAGGACUUUGUCGUGGGUGGAACGUGUACGGAACAGCUCUACGGCAUGUGUGAGUCGCUCUACGAGCCGGAUCUAAAACCCGAGGAGCUGUUCGAGACCGUCAGCCAGGCUUUAGUCAAUGCAUUCGAUCGGGACGCCAUAUCUGGAUGGGGCGCCGUCGUUUAUAUCAUAGAAGAGGAUAAGGUCACGAAGAGGAUGGUCAAAACGCGAAUGGACUAAACACAUUCACCUUUUAUGUCAAUAUGUGCAGCAUAAGUUUCGUAAUAAUUGUAAUUAAGUCUAUGAAAUAUAACAGGACCUUAUAUAAA
Molecule: messenger RNA, 919 nt
Organism: Wasmannia auropunctata (little fire ant)
Lineage: Eukaryota; Metazoa; Arthropoda; Insecta; Hymenoptera; Formicidae
Gene: Prosbeta3
Product: proteasome subunit beta type-3
Exons: 3
Coding region: 213-830 (205 amino acids)
Biological process (GO): proteasome-mediated ubiquitin-dependent protein catabolic process
Cellular component (GO): proteasome core complex; proteasome core complex, beta-subunit complex
Source: RefSeq, a predicted model, not a curated record